AUGCCUAGUGACAAUUGAAACAGUCAUCAGUGGUCCCUCAAACAGCAAUUACCCAUCAACAAUGCUCCGAUUUUUGUACAUUCCUCAGGCAGAUCCGAAUCCCAUUCCAUUGGCUGGUUCGCCAUGGCCUAUUAUUGUGAUUUUGGUGGCCUAUCUGCUGUUUGUCCUCAAAUUGGGCAAGAUCUUCAUGAAAAAUAGGAAGCCCUAUGACUUGAAAACAGUCUUGAAGGUCUACAACAUAUUUCAAGUGCUUUACAAUGGCAUCUACUUUGGAAUGGUCUUUUACUACCUAUUCAUCGUGGGCAUUUGCAAUCUGCGCUGCAUUGAGAGCUUUCCCCCGGGCCACGAACGCAAACAGAUAGAACGAGUGUUGCAUGCCGCGUACCUCUUGAACAAGGUGCUCGAUCUUAUGGAUACCGUGUUUUUUGUGCUACGAAAGAGCUAUAAGCAGGUCACCUUUCUGCACAUAUAUCACCACGUAUUCAUGUCCUUUGGAAGUUACGCUCUAACACGAUAUUACGGCACUGGGGGUCAUUUUAACGCCGUUGGAUUACUGAACUCCCUGGUGCACACGGUCAUGUAUUUCUACUACUUCUUGUCCUCAGAAUACCCAGUUGUGAGGUCCAAUGUUUGGUGGAAAAAAUACAUCACACUGACGCAGCUCUGCCAGUUCUUUAUGCUCCUCAGCUACGCCGUCUACGUGCGAUUCUUCUCACCAAAUUGCGGGGUCCCCCACGGUAUCCUCUAUCUGAACAUGCUGCAAGGAGUAGUCUUCAUUUAUCUGUUUGGAAAGUUCUAUAUUCAGAACUAUCUGCGACCACCAAAGGCCAAGCAAUCGUAGGCCUAAUCUAGAAUUUACCCUGUCCUUUGUACCCUGAAUACUCGUGUAUGCGCAUUUAAUUAGUCGAUAAAUGUACUCGCACCUCGCUCUAUCACUUUUUUAAUAAAACGGUAUUGCCCUGAA
Molecule: messenger RNA, 964 nt
Organism: Drosophila takahashii
Lineage: Eukaryota; Metazoa; Arthropoda; Insecta; Diptera; Drosophilidae
Product: very long chain fatty acid elongase F
Biological process (GO): fatty acid elongation, saturated fatty acid; sphingolipid biosynthetic process; fatty acid elongation, monounsaturated fatty acid
Cellular component (GO): endoplasmic reticulum membrane
Molecular function (GO): fatty acid elongase activity
Source: RefSeq, a predicted model, not a curated record